Messenger RNA from Paralichthys olivaceus (Japanese flounder), 1104 nucleotides. NCBI's taxonomy places the organism in Eukaryota, Metazoa, Chordata, Actinopteri, Pleuronectiformes, Paralichthyidae. The record is from RefSeq and is a predicted model, not a curated record.
GCAGAGAGCCAAUGAGCGCAAGCCACAAUUGGAGCAAGGGAGCUGACGCGGAAACUACAACCACACUUACCGGCAUGUAAAUACAACCGAACUGCGCUUUACAUAGACAACGUUUACUGAUGUUUAAUGGUAACUCCACCUCGUUUUGAUGAGAGGGAAUCGAACUGUGUCCCGAUGUGAAAGAGGUGUCUGCAGUGAAUGGUAGAGAUGCUGUCCACAGGUCCACAGCUGCGGCUGCUGCAGCUUCUCUCCUGUGUUACUCUGCUUUUACUCUUUAAAGGCAGCAGCGCCAAGAGGGAUUUCAAAAGCGCCUGCAGCACAUGUCAGAAAAUCACUGAAGACUUCAGCAAGGGCUUUGAAAGAACAGCAAAGCAGAACUUUGGUGGAGGCAACACAGCCUGGGAGGAGAGGAAGCUGUCCAAGUAUGAGACGAGUGAGAUUCGUCUGAUGGAGAUUGUGGAGGGCCUGUGUGACAGCAGCAGCUUCGAGUGCAACCGCAUGGUAGAAGAGCACGAAGAGCAUUUUGAGACGUGGUGGUUCAAGAGGAAAACAAAACAUCCUGAUCUGCAUAAGUGGUUCUGUGUUGAAACCAUCAAAGUGUGCUGUCCAAAGGGAACGUUCGGUCCGGACUGCAACGCCUGUGUCGGGGGCUCUGAGAGACCAUGCCACGGAAAUGGAAUGUGCGAUGGCGAUGGGUCUCGUGGAGGGGACGGAAAGUGUAGCUGUAACCACGGUUACGAGGGGGAGUUCUGCCUCGACUGCAUUGAAGGCUACUUCAACGAAGUGAGGAACGACACCUUCUCCCUUUGCACUGAAUGCGACUCUUCUUGCAAGACCUGCAACGGAGGAACCAGUCAGGACUGUGAUGAGUGUAAGGACGGCUGGGAGGAGGACGAUCAGGAAACUUGUGUCGAUGUGAACGAGUGCUCCCAAGAUGCUUCUCCGUGUGAAGAAGAUCAGUACUGUCUCAACACAGAAGGCUCCUACUCCUGCAAACCUUGUGAUAAAGUCUGCUCUGGCUGCACUGGAGAAGGUCCUGAUAAGUGCCAGGCCUGUGCCGGCGGUUACGAGGACACAGAGGGCACCUGCACAGACAUGGAUUAG